AUGGAUCUGGUUGGAUCUUCUGGUUUUGAGUCCUGCAAGGUCCAAGUGAAGCUGAUAAAAGGGGUGAGGAUAGAAUAUGAAGCGGAAGGUGAUUCAGAACAGACACGCUACAAUCAUGUUGCGGGGUUGCUUUCAUUGCAACGCCAUUUUGUUUAUGAGCCUGAGGUUCAGAGCCCCAAGAUUGCGUUUCUCUUCAUUUCACGGAACAGGCUACCUUUGGAAAUAGUUUGGGAUGCAUUCUUUAGGGGAGGCGCUAGCAAAUUCUCAAUUUUUGUUCACUGCAGACCAGGGUUUGUUCUCAACAAGGCAACAACUAAAUCACCUUAUUUUUUGAAUCGACAAGUUAAUAAUAGCGUACAGGUUGAGUGGGGAGAAGCAAGCAUGAUACAGGCCGAGCGCAUUUUGCUUAGACAUGCGCUUAGUGAUCCUUUAAAUGAUCGCUUUGUUUUCCUCUCAGAUAGCUGUAUUCCUCUGUACAACUUCAGCUAUGUGUAUGAUUACAUCAUGUCAGCAUCAACUAGUUUUGUCGACAGCUUUGCUGACACGAAAGAAGGUCGUUAUAAUCCAAAAAUGGAUCCUGUUAUUCCUGUCUAUAACUGGAGGAAAGGAUCUCAGUGGGCUGUGCUGACCAGAAAGCAUGCCAAGAUUGUAGUGGAGGAUGAAACUGUCUUUCCAAUGUUUCAAAAAUAUUGCAAGAAAAAGCCACUACCAGAAUUUUGGAGGGACCAUUACAUUCCUGCUGACACAUCUAAGGUCCAUAACUGUAUACCAGAUGAACACUAUGUUCAGACAUUACUGGCUCAAAAGGGCCUUGAAUCAGAAAUCACACGAAGAUCCUUGACACAUACUGCUUGGGAUGUUUCCAACUCCAGGGAUCUUGAGCGCCGGGGCUGGCAUCCGGUUACUUACAAGUAUUCAGAUGCUACACCUAUGCUUCUAAAAUUUAUUAAGGAAAUAGAUAAUAUUUAUUAUGAAACCGAAUACAGAAGAGAAUGGUGCAGCAGCAAGGGUAAAGCAUCAACUUGCUUCCUUUUUGCAAGAAAAUUUACUCGGACUGCUGCUUUAAGGCUUCUUAAUGUGUCUGCUCUGGGAGAUUUCAAUUAA
This is a messenger RNA of Sphenostylis stenocarpa, 1104 nucleotides long. Lineage: Eukaryota; Viridiplantae; Streptophyta; Magnoliopsida; Fabales; Fabaceae. The record is from the annotation of a GenBank genome assembly.